Scedosporium apiospermum is the source of this 2265-nucleotide messenger RNA. RefSeq lists its product as uncharacterized. Gene Ontology annotation, molecular function: metal ion binding; mRNA binding. NCBI's taxonomy places the organism in Eukaryota, Fungi, Ascomycota, Sordariomycetes, Microascales, Microascaceae. The transcript has 3 exons. Gene Ontology annotation, biological process: cytoplasmic translation. The record is from RefSeq and is a predicted model, not a curated record. The coding region runs from base 1 to 2265 and encodes 754 amino acids. Gene Ontology annotation, cellular component: cytosol.
AUGCCGCCAAAAAAGAACGACAAGCAAGCCGGCGGCAAGAAGCCCACGGCGGCCAAAAUGGUCGAAGACCGAACCUUCGGCAUGAAGAACAAGAAGGGCGGCGUCGCCAAGCGACAAAUUGCGCAGAUGACGUCGAACCUCAAGAGCGGCGGCACUCCGGAGCAGAAGAGGAAGGAGGCGGAGAAGGCGCAGCGCGAGAGGGAAAAGAAGGCGGCCGAGGAGGCCAAGAGGGAGGCCGAAGCCCUGCUGAACAGGCCGGCGCAGAUUCAAAAGGUCCCCUUUGGGGUCGACCCCAAGACGGUGGUCUGCAUAUUCUACAAGAAGGGGAACUGCGAGAAGGGCAAGAAGUGCAAGUUCUCGCAUGAUUUGGAGAUGGAGAGGAAGACGGAGAAGAGGAGCUUGUAUACGGAUACUAGGCAAGAGGAGGAGGAGAAGAAGAAGGCGGAGACUUCGGCGGAUUGGGAUGAGGAGAAGCUUCGCUCUGUGGUUCUGUCGAAGAAGGGAAACCAAAGGACUACAACCGAUAAGGUCUGCAAAUACUUUAUUACUGCUAUCGAGGAUGGCAAGUACGGUUGGUUCUGGACUUGUCCCAAUGGUGGUGAUAAGUGCAUGUAUAAGCAUGCCCUGCCUCCUGGAUUUGUUCUCAAGACCAAGGAGCAACGGGCAGCUGAAAAGGCGCUUAUGGACAAGUCUCCUCUCAAGACCCUAACCCUCGAGGAGUUCUUGGAAUCGGAGCGACACAAACUUACCGGAACCCUGACCCCUGUCACACCCGAAUCAUUCGCCAAAUGGAAGAAGGAGCGUCUCGAUAAGAAGGCGGCUGAGGAGCAGGCCAUGAAGGCCAAGGAAGCAACCGGUAGGGCCCUCUUCGAGAGCGGCAACUGGCGGACCGUGGACGACUCCGAAGAAGAAGACGAGGGUGAGAGCGAUGCUUGGAACCUGGAGAAGCUACGGAAGGAGACGGAGGCUCUUCGAGAAAAGAAGGAAGAGGAGCGCCUGGCCAGCCUUUACGUCCCCUCAACGACGCAUCCCCCAGCGGCACCAAAACCUAGCCAGAAUGCUCCUACGAUAAGUUCACAGACUGGCCAAAAGGCGACACCUCGACCCACGCCUACACAAUCACAGAGCCCAUCCCAGGGAAGAUUGCCAUCCCAAUCGCAAUCUUCGUCGAGGAUAUCAGUAGUGCUAAGGCCACCGGCCACACCGCACCAGUACCACGAUGCAGACGCAGAUGAAUUGGGUAACGAUGAGCUCGUCAUGUCGGAUCUUACCCCGCAGUUCAGAAGGAAGGUUACGCAGCAAGUACAGCAGGCCUCGGCAUUAUCUCGCGAAGCGCGCCAAACGAGCGCACCUACGCCCAAGGCCACAACCCCGGUCCUUCCACGAAUUGUAAGGACGACGACGACGGCGGCGACAUCCUCACCUAGGAGGACCAAAACACCAACGCAGCCAUCUUCCGCAGCGGAGUCGCCCAAACCAAAGCCACAACGCCUAGGUCGACCCAAAGGCUGGAAACCGGGCAUGUCCUACGCCGACGUCUGGAGAUUCGGGCCCGAAGUAGCCGCAGAAAACGCCCGUUUAAACCCCGCCAAGUCCGCGGAAAAGGUCUCGCCGAAACGACCAGGACGACCUCGGGCAGCAGCCACACAGCCGAAUUAUUACAGCGGCGUGCCCAAGCGUCGCGGACGGCCGCCCAAGCCGCCGCCGCCGACGCCAAGGGCCAUCUACGACGGGUUACAACCGCGGUACAUCCAGUUCCAGUGCGAGUGGGAGAAGUGCCAGGCCGAGCUUCACAACCUUGAGACGUUACGGAAACAUGUAAGGAUAGUGCACUGCGGUGGGGCGAUGCCGGCUACGUGUCUCUGGGGAGACUGCGCUGUGAAGGCGUAUCCGCCCAAGUUUGCGACGAGGGAGGCGUUGUUGGGGCAUGUUGAGGCGAGGCAUAUGACGCCGUUUGCGUGGCACGUCGGCGACGGUCCCAGGAUCAGCAUGCCGGAUAGUACGGGCGUGGGUAAGACAUCUCCUACGGACGGCGAGAAGGAGCAGCUUCCGGAUUUCCUCUUCGAUGAGGACGGGAACCAAGUUACGCCGUCGGUGCGAGACCAGCAGAUCGAGGACUUUGCAACGUGGAAAGAGAGACGGAAAAAGCUUAAGGCGCUGCUCCGGAAGAUCAAUGAUGCGUUGCCGGAAGAGGAGGAGUCGGGAGCGUCGGAUGAUGAGAAUAUGCACUAUGCGCCGUUGCUGGGAGGCACGAGCGGCUUUUGA